ACCAAUCAGUCUGUAGUUUGUUUUGUUAUCUCUUUGUGAGUGUAUUUGAGUUUUGACUCUGUCAGACUCCUUUCAGGAAAAACCAUAUCAAAGUCAGUGCGGCAGUUGUCAACACUCUUAAUGAUGUAUUUUGACAAAAGCACAGCCUGUACCCACUAUGUAUGUGUUAUCUCUGGACUAGCCCUCUGGGUAGUGGGUAUGAAGGCCAUUUAAAUCUUAUAAAGAAAGGCUGUGAUCUGCAUGCUGCGUGCGGUUGUUAGGAUUUCUGGGAAGAUGUUUCUGAGAAGAUGUUUUCCAGAUGAAGAUUGGACCCGAGCCAUUAUGCAGACGGGAUAUAUUUCACAACCACUGGCCAGAGCCUUGGCUUUAAAUGCAUGUCGUGUCCCACAGAGCAGUGAUUUCGUAAUGCUACCACCAGUAUCAUGGACUGAUUGACAUUUGAUAGUACUGGUUUUUACAACAAAAACAAAUUCAUAAUUUGAUUGUUUUUGUCAGGACUUUGAAAAGGACAUUUCCUAAAUCAUUGAAUAAACUUCAAAACAGAGAGCUUGAGGAUUUACUGGACUCUACCAUGGAGCUCAUCCUUUUCAUCUGUAUCUUGUUUGUCACUACUGUGGAAACACAGACCGUGCCUACUGCAGUGCAAGGGCCGACUUUCACAUUGCCUCAUUUGACGGCCUGCUUCUCCCGAGAGUUGUUGACUUUCCGAUGUCAAUGGAAGGCUGGAUCUUUCCAGAACCUCACCGAACCUGGGGAUCUAAGACUUUUCUACAUAUUAGACAAGGAUUCCAAGAAAACUGAGAGGAAAUGGAAUGAAUGUCCAAGUUACAGUUCCUUGAGGAAAAAUGAAUGCUAUUUUAACUCCACCAAUACCGUUAUUUGGAAACAAUAUACGAUCCAGCUGCGUUCACGCUCUCUUGAUGUUGUUUACGAUGAGAUGUCCUUCACCGUAGAGAACAUCGUGUUUCCAGACCCGCCCGUGGGACUAAACUGGACUCUGCUGAGCAUGAGCACCUCUGGGUUAAUUUCCGAUGUGGUUGUGAGCUGGGAUCCGCCCCCUUCGGCAGCAGAGAGCGUGAAGACGGGCUGGAUGUUGCUGGUGUACGAGACGCAGUACAGAGAAAAGGAUUCAGACAAAUGGAUCUCACUGAAUAAUGGCAAAAUCACACAGGCGUAUAUCUACGGUCUGCGCAGCAACUUUGAAUAUGAAGUCAGAGUGAGAUCACAAAUGAGAGGUUACAACUAUGGGGACUUCAGUGAAUCCAUCUUCAUACUCGUUCCCUACAAAGAAUCAAGGAUUAUGAUUACAGCUGUGUUCAUCUUUGUGGCCAUCGGUAUUGGCGUUACCUUGAUGGUGUUUAUAGUUUCACGCCAACAAAAACUAAUGGUGAUAUUUCUGCCACCUGUACCUGGACCAAAAAUCAAAGGCAUUGAUCCAGCGCUUUUAAAGAAAGGCCAGCUGAUUGAAUUUACGUCAAUUUUAGGCACCCACCCAAACUUGCGUCCAGAACUGUACAGCAAUGAUCCAUGGGUGGAGUUUAUAGAGGUGGACUUUGAUGAACCACAUGAGAGUCAAGAGGAGCUCCUGAUCGCAGACUCAUCUGUCUCUAACUCGCCUCAAAUGUCCAGUGGGUUCAGGGAUGAUGACUCCGGGCGCGCCAGCUGCUGUGACCCGGACCUGUCCGAUCAUGAUCAGACCGAUCUUCAUCAUCCUUCAGCCAGUGGACACGACGGUUUCCACUCACUGUCUCACACUCAGAAUGAGACACCGCAACCUGCGUCUGUCUCUCCACAAGAGAAUACCUGGCCAAACAGUCUUUACUCUCAAGUGAGUGACCUUACUCAGCGUGGUGAAGUAGUUCUGUCUCCAGAAGAGCAAGAAAUCGCCUGCUGUCAUAAUGAUGCUAUAAAGGAUAAUGAAAGAAAUAAGAGAAAAGAACUGAAGUGGUCGACUGUAAUUCCUGAUGAAAGAGGCUACACCUCCGAGUUUACCGCUAAUGCCUUCAGUGCUCACAGUAAUCCAAACCCAAACACAACAGACCAGUCGCUCUUCACAGAACAGUGUCAAGCACCACAGAUGCCAUUUACAGAACCUCAAAACCUGAGCACUGAUACUUCGCCUCUCUCCGCAGCAUUUCCCAUCCUUGCAAAGCCUCCCAGUCCAGAGUACACAGUCGUAGAUGGGGUUGACUGGAAAAACAGUCUCCUCCUAAAACCAAAUAAACAAAUGUCCCCACAAAAAACAGUUGUAAAGACGAUUCCAACUUCUGGAGGAUAUUUGACUGCUGACUUGCUAGACAACAUUACCAUUUAACUACAAGUGGAGGAGCAUCUCAGGAUGUGUCACAGAAGAGAAUUAUGCUUGCUUUUAUGUUUGUGGGAUAUCUGACAUGGUUGGCCGACACCAGACAAGCUUGAAAGAAAAACAGACGGGCCCAUAAUGAAAAAACAUCCUGUGGUUUAAAGUUAAACAAAAGUAAAAAAUGGUUGUAUAAGGCCUGGAGUCAUUUUUAUACUGAUCAUUAUCACGAUUACCACAGCUUUCCUCAUAGGUUAUUCUGAGCAGACAUUUUAACUAUUUUACCUGGAUGUUUAUAGUCAUGUAAAAAGAUACCAACAUUUCAUGUUCUCACAUUUUCACUGCUUAUAAGGCAUGUGUGCUUUUAUCUGUUUCAUUAUUGAAAAUAAUACACUUUCAGUGCACUAACCACUGUGUCUAUGUAAAGUGCCUAUUUUGGAUUUUUUUGGAUUUCAAUAUCAGUGUUAUAAAAAAUGUUCACAUUUGGGUUUGAAUCAUGGCGAUUGUUUGUGUUCAUGUGAUUUUUACAGGCUUUUGUUCGAUGAAGGACUGAACAGACUUUUGUGCCACAAUGAUGUAAAUACUGUCAACUUGUUAUAACAAACCUCUCAGUGCUGCAUUUGGGGCCUUGCUUUAUCAAUAUUGUUUAACAAGCGCAUAGUGUACAUUUUUAAAUGGGACAUUUUUGAAGUAUGCGUCUUUGUAAUAUACAAGACUUCUCUAAAAUAAAAAGGCAGCACAUCUCAUUCAUACAGUACUGGUUUUGUACAGGUUUUGUACUUACACUCCUGUAAUCAUCAAACAGCUACAGAGAUCACGUGAUAUUUAAGUGGGUUAAUAAAAAAGUGACGUAGGCUACUCUAUAAAAUAUAUUAAAGGACUUUGUAGCAGGCUACUAUAUAAAAUAAAGUAUACCGUGUGAAACGUCCUUUAGACGUUUUUGGCUUUAUGCUGUGCUGCGCAGAUUGAUCGACGUCUGACGGAAAAGUAUCGCGAGAGCAAGUCAAAAGUUGUGCUCUCGCGGUACUCUUGUGUCAUAUGUCGAUCAGACUGCCAAGCUAAUCUGCUGACGGGUACUUUAAUUUCUGUGAUUUGGUUUUACUAGUUAAAAUAGACUUUUAAACGUCGCCUAUUUAAUUACUUGUUACGCAAUUAGACCUCCAUCAUGAAAAAGGCGACUUCCGUCGACCUGGAUAAAAUUAUUAAAGAUUUCAUCCAGCUGGAGCAU
Misgurnus anguillicaudatus (oriental weatherfish) is the source of this 3527-nucleotide messenger RNA. RefSeq names its product growth hormone receptor b (gene ghrb). Gene Ontology annotation, molecular function: protein binding. The record is from RefSeq and is a predicted model, not a curated record. NCBI's taxonomy places the organism in Eukaryota, Metazoa, Chordata, Actinopteri, Cypriniformes, Cobitidae.